AUCAGAUCACUCGCAACAUGGCAGCUUCAAAACUGGCUUGCAUGGCUUUCAUGGCUUCCGUGGCUUUACUUCUUGCCUUAUCGUCACUCAGCUCAGCUCAGAGUGCCAAUCCAUCUUCACCAGACCACAUUUCCACCAUCAACGCUGACGGCGAAGACGCCAGUGGUGGUGGCCUCAAGGCUCGCGUCUUAGGUGACUACGGCCGCCGCCGCCACCGCCACUAUUACUACUGGCCGUACUGGGGGUGGAGAGGCUACUGGCCGCGCUGGGGGUGGCGAGGCUACUGGCCGCGCUGGGGGUGGCGAGGCCACUGGGGCCACUGGGGAUUGCGAGCCCGCCGCGGCCUCGUGGAAGAUUACAGCAAAGUGCGUGAAGGGACUGUGGGCGGGGAUGGAGAGGCCGCCGGAGGCGGUAGUGGCAGCGGAUAUGGGACCGGAAGCGGCGGUGGCGAUGGGGGUAACUACGAACGAAUUGAUAUACACGGCAGCGGCGGCGGCGGAAGAGUUCCAACUCCGGGGAGUUAUCAGUGCAAGCCACAGAAUUGCAUUGGAAAAGAUUGUAACGAAUUUAUGAUUUACCUUGAUGAAGUCUAUACAGAGGGAAACCAUUAAUGGUGUUUACAAGGAAGAAAGACAACAAACCACCUGAUGACCAUAAAAAAAUUUAAAGGGAAGAAACAUAUAUAGAAGCCAUUAUUGUAGCUUUAUCUGGUUUCAGAUCAAUUGCAGUGAAAAUUAUUAUCUGCCAUAAACAAAAAUGAUAGGCAUAUAUAUUUGGAAUAAAAAUGCUUAUACGUUGAGCUAUUCUAAUUUGAUAA
Messenger RNA from Ipomoea nil (Japanese morning glory), 817 nucleotides. Its product is annotated as putative glycine-rich cell wall structural protein 1. The record is from RefSeq and is a predicted model, not a curated record. NCBI's taxonomy places the organism in Eukaryota, Viridiplantae, Streptophyta, Magnoliopsida, Solanales, Convolvulaceae. Bases 18 to 611 code for a protein of 197 amino acids. The transcript has 2 exons.